This is a messenger RNA of Oncorhynchus masou masou (cherry salmon), 4048 nucleotides long. RefSeq names its product lysine-specific demethylase 4B-like. Gene Ontology annotation, biological process: regulation of gene expression; chromatin remodeling. Gene Ontology annotation, molecular function: histone H3K9 demethylase activity. NCBI's taxonomy places the organism in Eukaryota, Metazoa, Chordata, Actinopteri, Salmoniformes, Salmonidae. Gene Ontology annotation, cellular component: chromatin; nucleus. The record is from RefSeq and is a predicted model, not a curated record.
AGCUGAAACGUCGUGAAGGAGGCGUGAGGCCUAGCUCUCCUGUAUGCAACCAGCUAGCUAAAGCUCUAAAAGAUAAUCGAUCGUGUGUGGAUUUUAUAAAACGUGAAACAUCGAUUGAGUAAAAUAAAGAAAAGGAACAUAUUUUGCUGCAGGAGUUCUACCUGCCACCAUGUCGCUGGAAGCACCAGACAUGGGCCAAGAUCCUGCACCAGACAUGUCCCCAGAACUAGCUGCAGAUUCUGCUCCAGCCCCAGAAUUAGCCCCUGAGCUAACACCAGAUACAGCCCCAGAACUAGCUGCAGAUUCAGCUCCGGUCCCAGUAAUGAAUCCAGGUUGUAAGAUCAUGACAUUCCGGCCCACCAUGGAGGAAUUCAAGGACUUUGCCAAAUACAUUGCCUACAUGGAGACUCAAGGAGCACACCGCGCAGGCCUGGCGAAGGUGAUUCCCCCCAAGGGCUGGAAGCCACGGAAGUCGUAUGACGUCAUUGAGGAGAUGACGAUCCCUGCUCCCAUCAUGCAGGUGGUGACGGGCCAGUCAGGCCUCUUUACCCAGUACAACAUCCAAAAGAAGUCCAUGACUGUGGGGGAGUACCGCCAACUGGCCAACAGCAGAAAGUACUGUACUCCCCGACACAAGGACUUUGACGACCUGGAGAGGAAGUACUGGAAGAACCUCACCUUUGUGUCUCCAAUCUACGGGGCUGACGUCAGCGGCUCCAUCUAUGACUCCGAGAUCAGUGAGUGGAACAUCGGCCACCUGAACACGCUGCUGGACAUGGUGGAGCAGGAGUGUGGCAUCGUGAUCGAGGGGGUGAACACUCCCUACCUGUACUUUGGCAUGUGGAAGACCACCUUCGCCUGGCACACAGAGGACAUGGAUCUCUACAGUAUCAACUACCUCCACUUUGGAGAGCCCAAGUCCUGGUAUGCCAUCCCACCUGAGCACGGGAAAAGGCUGGAGAGGCUGGCUCAAGCAGGCUUCCCAGGCAGUUCCCAGGGCUGUCCUGCACUUCUCCGACACAAGAUGACUCUCAUCUGCCCCCGUCCAUACUGAUAGAAGAAGUACAGCAUCCCCUUCGACAGGAUCACUCAGGAAGAAGGCGAGUUUAUGGUCACCUUUCCUUAUGGCUAUCACGCCGGUUUCAACCACGGCUUCAACUGCGCCGAGUCCACCAACUUUGCCACCCUGCGUUGGAUUGACUACGGCAAGAUGGCAACACAGUGUACAUGUCGUAAGGACAUGGUGAAGAUCUCCAUGGACGUGUUUGUCCGCUGCCUGCAGCCGGAGCGCUACGUCCAGUGGAAACAGGGCAAGGACGGCAUGGUGCUGGACCACCAGCGACCCACCACCCUGACCAGCCCUGAGCUGGAGCACUGGAGGGCCAACCGGGUCACCUACCGCCAGAAACUGCUUCAGAGAGCUUUACAGAAGAAGGAGCAGCUGCGGAGGCUGAAACUGGAGGAGGUCAAGGUUCUGGCGGAGGAAGGCAUCGAGAUGGAUGCCGCCGAGUACCAACGUCAGGUGGAGGAGCGAGAGGCCCAGCGGCGCCAGGAGAGGGAGGAGAGGAUGGCCCGGGAGGCGUUUCAGACCCUGGAGGCCAUGGAGAGAGAGGACCAGGAGAGGGAAGAACGGGAGAGGCAGGAAGCCGUCGCCGCCAAGGCCACAAGAGUACACGACCCCCAGGCAGACCCACAGCACUUGACGGCGAAUGGAGAGAAGAAAAAGAAGAAGAAGAAGAAGAAGAAGAAGCAACAACAACCUGCCCUGCCGCUGGCCCCUAUAAAUUCCUUCCAAGCAGCGUUUGAGAAGUUUGCUACAUUCAACAUGCCCCAGACACCAAAGGAGCCCCAAGGCAGCAAUGACACGGAAAUACCAGCAGAGGGCAGGCUUGAUGUGAAAGGCAUGCAGCAGCAGUCAUCGUACUACUCUAAGCAGUUGAAGAUUAAGAUGGAGGUGAAGAAGAGUCGCCGGCACCCCCUCAGCAAGCCGCCUAUGCGCUCUCCGCUAUCCAUCGUCAAGCAGGAAAUGUCCAGCGAUGAAGAGCUGUUCUCCCCUUUGCCACUGGAUGGCCAUGUGAAGAAGGCGGGCCACUUGUGGCAGAACCGCACUCCUAACAUCCUGGCUGAGAAGAGUUUCAACGCGGCCGUGGCCACCCUGGAACCCUACUGUGCCGUAUGCACUCUGUUCUGCCCAUACACCCAGCCCCAGAAGGACUCCUUCCCCUGUUUCAUCCAGCCCCAGUGCCCCCAUUUGACUUGCCUAGUUAAAACGUUACAUUCUCCCUCUCUCUCUCUCGCUCUCUUUUCUCUCUCGCUCUCUUUUCUCUCUCGCUCUCUUUUCUCUCUCGCUCUCUUUUCUCUCUGUCUUUCCCCUCUCUCUCUCUCACUCCCCCCAGGUUGUUAUGGUGUUAGUCUGGACACGGUACACAAUCAAUCCUGGAUGUGUUCGCGAUGUACAGCGCUCGCCUGGACAGCGGACUGCUGUCUGUGUAACUUACGGGGAGGGGCUCUGAAGAUGACCACAGACAACCGGUGGGUCCAUGUGAUUUGUGCCAUCGCCGUGGCGGAGGCUCGCUUCGUCAACGCCAUCGCAAGGGAGCCGGUGGACAUCAGCGCCAUCCCCGAUAGCAGGAAGAGUCUGAAGUGUGUGUACUGCCACAAGAACACCAAGCAGAUGUGCGGGGCGUGUAUCCAGUGUUCCCAGGACAACUGCUCCACCUCCUUCCACGUCACCUGCGCCCACAUCGCCGGUGUGCUCAUGAAGCCAGCCGAUUGGCCCUACGUGGUGUCUGUCACCUGCCACAAGCAUAAGAAGACCAAUCACAAGGCAAGGGUGGGGUCAAGGGGGGAGUUUUCUCUUGGUCAGAAGGUAAUUGGUCGGAACAUCGAUGGCUGGUUCUACCCCUGCACUAUCAUUGGCAUGACCUCACAAACCUUCUACGAGGUCAACUACGAUGACGGCUCCUACUGUGACAACAUCUUCCCCGAGAACGUUGUGAGUCACGACUGUCUUCGUAACGGUCCCCCAGAGACCGGCGAUCUGAUGUUGGUCCACAACAUGGAGGGCCAGGCGCUCAACGCCUCCUACGUCAAGGAUCACGUGCACAAGUACUACCAGGUGGAGUUCCAAGAUGAGUCCCAGCUGUUACUGAAGCAAACAGAGAUCCAUUCGCUGGAGCAGGACCUGCCCAAGAGGGUCUGCACUCGCCUGGCAAUACCAACCCAGGAAGCCCUUCUGUCAGGAGACGAACCACAGGCAGCCAAGAGGCCUCGCCUCCCCGCCCCUCACCCCACACCUCAAGCCCCUAUGGACCCCGGUUGCCAACCCCCAGCUACAGGCCCUGUACCUCACAGUAUUACACCUCACACACCCAGCCAUGCUCCUGGUCCCUCCAACACUGAUAUCAGCGACCUUACCCUCACCCAGGCUCUGGCAAUACCCAUCUCCGAGCCCACCCUCACCCCAAUGCCAACUCUCACUGAUCCUCUCCCAGCCCUGUCGGCCCUAGCCUCCCCUCUGCUGCCCCUCUCCCCAGCCGUGCCCUUCCAGGACCAGGGUGAAGCUUACACAGCCAGGUCUGUGCCCUUCCAGGACCAGGGUGAAGCUUACACAGCCAGGUCUGUGCCCUUCCAGGACCAGGGUGAGGCUUACACAGCCAGGUCUGUGCCCUUCCAGGACCAGGGUGAAGCUUACACAGCCAGGUCUGUGCCCUUCCAGGACCAGGGUGAGGCUUACACAGCCAGGUCUGUGCCCUUCCAGGACCAGGGUGAAGCUUACACGCCCAGCUCCAGCUACGUGUCCUACAUGGAGACGCUGCUCAAUACACACUUCCCCCCUCAGGAAGAUGGCCCCGGGCCCCUGUUUUAAUGAGACGCACCACUCUGCCGUGAUAGCUAGGCUAGCAGGAGCAAAGCUAAUGCUAGGAAAGAUAAUGUAAUCUAUGCUAAAGGAGGCUAAGUGAUAGACAGUAGCAUCUGUUACAGAAUGCAGAUAAAGCACUCCUCAGUUGCAUGUCUUUUAUUUUUAUUUUUAGGGUGGGUGGGGUGU